Diospyros lotus (date-plum) is the source of this 1572-nucleotide messenger RNA. RefSeq lists its product as uncharacterized. Bases 1 to 1572 code for a protein of 523 amino acids. The record is from RefSeq and is a predicted model, not a curated record. The transcript has 4 exons. NCBI's taxonomy places the organism in Eukaryota, Viridiplantae, Streptophyta, Magnoliopsida, Ericales, Ebenaceae.
AUGCAAUCCGGCGGGUCGAAAGAUUCUAAUGAUUGGAAGGAGCGUUUUGUCUUCGUCCGCCCCAGGCCAUCCGACUCUUCUCAAGAGAUCUGGUCUGUCAGUAACGAGUGGACUCUGGACACUAAACACAAGCGUCCGAGUGUCGAGACCAUUGAAGAUUUCGCCUGCCGACUUAUGAAGAACAGUCGGAACUGGGAAGAAGGAUGGCUCUCCAAUCCCAGCCUUUCCCAAGCGGGUUUGGACGGCGAGAACUAUGAAGAGGUCUGGGAAAUAUCUUAUUCUGCUAUCACCAAAGGAAUGAUUUUGGACUUCCCUGGGAGUAAGGGCCCUUCGGCACCUUCCGGCAACCAGAGGGUGUUGGAGAGGACUGCGCCUCCCGAGCGAAUUCCAAAGAGCAAGAAGAGUAACAAGAAGAACUCAUUACCGUCCAGGUCGCGAAGGGCGGUGGAGGAAGACCCCGGGACCUUCCAAGAGGCUUCCAAGGGGAGCAUUGCUGGGGGUUCGGGGGACCCAUCUUCCCGUUCGGGGGACCCAUCUUCCCCGCUUCUCCUUUCUCAAACCAGAGACUCUCCGACCGCGCGGCGAGAAGCCUCCACCAUGCCUGCGCGCUUGCCGAUCUCUCCCGAAGACGAUUCGGCGACCAUCGCUCAGGUGCUUGCUGUAGCUCGCGCAGAGGCCCAGAAAAGGCAAACCAUGGCAGCGGGGCGUUCGGAGCUGACGGGAGAGGCUUCGCUGGAGGAGGCUUCGGUGUUGUCGGCGAAGGAGAUUUUAGCGCGCCGGACGAAGCGUCGCAGGAUGGAAGCCGCCUCCCCAGCUGCUGCUCCCUCCGAGCCUUCGGCUCCUGAAGCCACCAAUGCUCCUUCAACGGCUUUAGUCUUACCGGAGACUCUACGAACUCCGAACGAAAUCGACUAUUGCGCUGAAAUUCUAAGGAACCUUACGGAGUUCCAAGGUCUGGUCUCUCGACGAGAGUCCGAACUUCAAACUCGGAUCAUCUCCCUGGAGUCUGAAGUGGAAAGGCUUCGAGGGUUGGAAUCUCUUUCUUCCCAAUUGUCGGGUCUCGAGCACCGUGUUCAUAUUUUAACCAAGUCUGUGGAGCUGGCGCAAGAAGAUGCCCGACUUGCCAACGAAGCCGAAGCUCAAGCUCGGGAGGAUUUGGAGUUGGUCCAGAAGAACAUGCUUGAGGCUAAUCAGGCCAAUUCCCGACUUGGGGAGGAGCUGGAUUCCACUAAGGUUGUUAAUCGCCAGCUUCAGGAGGAUAUAAAAAGACUCACUCUAGAGCUGAAGGAGGCCAAGAAGGGACAGGUCGAAGCGUUGGAGUCUUAUUCCCGGUGCAAAGAAGACAUUCGUACCGCUCAUGCCCAACUUCAAUCUGCCCUCAAGGAUGCCCAAGUGGCUUUUCAGAAUGGUCGAGAGGAUUUCCGAAGCUCUGAAGCUUAUGCCGCGGAAUUAGAAGGAGUUCUUCGGGGUGGGUUUGAGCAUAUGAGAAAACUCAUCAAAGAGCGCUUCCCGAACUUGGAUGUAGACUCCAUCCCCUUCGAUGUUGUCGCCGCCUUGUCUUCUUUAGAGUAG